Hydatigera taeniaeformis is the source of this 2565-nucleotide messenger RNA. NCBI's taxonomy places the organism in Eukaryota, Metazoa, Platyhelminthes, Cestoda, Cyclophyllidea, Taeniidae. The record is from the annotation of a GenBank genome assembly.
AUGCUCUAUAUGAGGUCGGUUCCUACUCUUCAAUUUUUUCAGUUCAAUUAUCGAGAAGCUCCUGGGACGGUGAACUUAGAACGUAAUAACCAGCCAUGGAGAAGACUGUCAGCGUGGAGUUCUGCCUGGUUGGCAGGAAUAUGUGGGCAGGGCGUACGUGUUGGCAUCUUCGAUACUGGCCUCGUAAACACCAAUCUACACAGCCACUUUCGCAACGCUAACAUCAGGGAGCGUUCGAACUGGACGUGGCGUCUUAAUCGAGACUCUCGGUCGGACCCAAAUCCAGGCGCUUUAGAUGGCCACGGUCAUGGCACUUUUGUGACGGGAUUGAUUGCCGCCGCACCGUAUUCCUCCGCUUCUCCUUUAACUCUCACCUGUCCCACCGCUGGUCUAGCUCCGCGAUCUGAAUUAUACAUUUUUCGUGUCUUUACUGAUACGCAACUCUCCAUGACUUCGUGGUUCCUUGAUGCCUUCAAUUAUGCCAUCAUGAAGCGUCUCCAUGUCAUAAAUCUGUCCAAUGGAGGACCCGAUUUCAUGGAUCAGCCCUUUGUGGACAAGGUCAACGAGCUGUCCGCCAAUGGGAUCCUCCUUGUCUCUGCCAUCGGUAACGAUGGACCUGUGUUUGGUAGUCUCAACAAUCCUGCUGAUCUGAUGGAUGUGCUUGGAGUGGGUGGCGUGGACGCUAAUGGUGAUAUAGCUACAUUUUCUUCUCGCGGAGCUACCGCAAUGGAGAUGCGAGACGGUUAUGGACGGUUUAAACCGGAUGUGGUUGGUUGGGCAACCGGAAUUGUCAGUUCGAACCUCCAUGGCGGAUGCAAAAUCUUAUCGGGGACAAGUGCCGUUUCUCCUGUUGUAACUGGGUCCAUCGCAUUGCUUAUUAGGUGGGUUAAUGAGACCAUUGGUGAAGUUGAUGCUGCUUUGUUAGAGGAGCCGCUGGACCGACCACCAAUAAAUCCAGCAAGUUUGAAACAGGCGAUAGCUGCUGGGGCUGAUGCUGUGGUUGAUUCUGAGGGGAGAAGGAAGUUCUCUAUCUUUGAACAGGGAGCUGGACUACUGAAUCUACAAAAUUCAAUCGACAUAAUGCGCCGAUUGAAGCCACAGGCGAGUUUGUGGCCCAGCUACUUGGACUUCAUGGAGUGUCCCUACUUCUGGCCCUAUUGCAGUCAGCCUCUCUACGCCUCCGGUCUGCCCAUCGUCGUCAAUGGCCUGCACAAACAGCACACAGCGCACGAUGGGAUGGGGUUGGGUUUGAGAGAGCGAUCGUCCUGUUCUCAUUGUUCUCGAUUUGUGCAUUGGCGUCGGAUAAAUGGGGAUGCUGUCCAAUUUCCCCCACGGUUCAUUCGAACGGUGGUAACAAUAAUUAAUUCAAUGGGAGUACACGGUCGAGUGGUGGAUAGGCCUGUAUUUCAUCCACACCUUAAUGGAGAUGGUGGUGGUGCCCUCUUGGACAUCGGUGUGACAUACUCACGAGACCUCUGGCCCUGGACGGGCCACCUUGCCCUCCACAUCGCCGUGCGUGAUACACCCGAGGCGGCAGCCUUCCGAGGACUAGCUGAGGGGUGGAUCAGUCUGAAGGUGGAAUCAGAUGAUCACGUAAGUCGCUCAUUGACUGAUAUGACAGUUGGUAAAGCUGGCGUCAUUCCCUUAUUGAAACUCUUCAACUCCUCUAUUGUAACCACUGGUGGCGUCUCGUCGUUUCAGACAACUCAGACUACUCUCUCAACCGAAUUGAAGCUGCCCCUUCGUGUGCCCAUCAUCCCAACUCCCAAACGAGAAUUGCGGAUUCUCUGGGAUGCCUUCCACAAUAUUCGGUAUCCCGCGGCCUACGUGCCUACAGACGAUUUGACCAGGACUUUGGCGUCUCUCGAUUGGUACGUCUUUGAGGCUUUGAUCGUAGCCUGCUUGCCUCUCAAUGCAUAUUCGAAAUGUUAUCCUCAUCUCAAUAGGCUAGGCGACCACAUCCAUACCAAUUUUCGCGACCUCUACCUCUACCUGCGCGACGCUGGCUACUUUAUUGAAGUCCUUCAGCAACCAUUCACGUGUUUUGACGCAUCGAAGUACGGUAAGGAGUUAAUUAUAUCUGUUCUAAUUCCUGAAGAAUGGACGAAUUGUAGUCCUCGGCUCCAAGAGAUUGUUGGAGGUAGCCUCAUUUUCAUCACCGUUAUUUUCUGUGUUUUCCUGCGAGAAGGUUGUCAAUUGGAAGCCACUUACGUUUCGGGCUCCCCAGUUGUCACACCCUUCAUGACAAGGCCAAGCACUUUAAUGAUUGUGGACCCUGAGGAGGAAUUCUGGCCCGAAGAGGUUUCGAAGGUGCAAGUUGAUGUUCGUCAGAAAGGUCUUUCUCUUCUCGUCUUUGCUGGCUGGUUCAAUACCUCUGUGCAAGCGGCGCUGAAAUUCUACGACUUGAACAAUAACAUAAUGCCUUCGUGGGGUGGUCCUAUAGAAGGACCCUGCUGUGCUAUUGUUGAGCAUGCUGCAACUAGUCGUAAUCAUUUGCGACCUGAAACAGUUUGCCGUAGCUUUCUUAACAGGACUGUGGAGCAGACCUGUUCUAAGAUUGAAUGA